Messenger RNA from Archocentrus centrarchus (flier cichlid), 2194 nucleotides. RefSeq names its product axin interactor, dorsalization associated (gene aida). Gene Ontology annotation, biological process: determination of ventral identity. NCBI's taxonomy places the organism in Eukaryota, Metazoa, Chordata, Actinopteri, Cichliformes, Cichlidae. The transcript is spliced from 11 exons. Bases 210 to 1133 code for a protein of 307 amino acids. Gene Ontology annotation, cellular component: membrane. Gene Ontology annotation, molecular function: phosphatidylinositol binding. The record is from RefSeq and is a predicted model, not a curated record.
CUCCAGGCGGGACUUCCUUUCUUCUGCGGAUGCGCUGAUAUUAGGGUGAGCAGGCAGAAAGGGCUUGGUCGGGGUGUCACCGGUCUAUCCGUGCGCCUCUGGACAGCAGAUGACCUGGCCGACGACGCCGCUGCCGCUGAAGCCCCGUAGAUGAAUCUCCUCCUCGGCUAUGCUGCCCUGAGAGCGCCGCGAGUAUCCGCCCCGCCAAAAUGUCUGAUGUCAACAAGACUAUUCAGAAAUGGCACGCCAGUUUUAAGAAAGGCACAGACUUUGACUCGUGGGGACAAUUAGUGGAGGCUAUAGAUGAGUACCAAAUUCUAGCAAGACAACUGCAAAAAGAGGUCCAGUCAACAAAUUCAUCAGACUUCACAGAAGAGCAGAAGAAAACUCUGGGGAAGAUCGCAACAUGUCUGGAGAUGAGAAGUACCAGUUUGCAGUGCACGCAGGCAAAGGAAGAGUUCAAGUUAGAAGACCUGAAGAAACUGGAAACCAUAAUUAAGAAUGUACUCACCUACAACAAAGAGUUUCCCUUUGAUGUCCAGCCAGUGCCGUUAAGGAAAAUCUUUGCUCCAGGUGAAGAGGAGAACCUCGAGCUGGAGGAGGAGGAGGAUGCUGCCGCAGGAGCAGGUUCAACAGAAGCUUUUCCACCACGAGCUCCUGCUUUGCAAGGUACCUUGUUGCCACGGUUACCCUCAGAGCCUGGGAUGACACUGCUUACAAUAAGGAUUGAAAAAAUUGGGUUGAAGGAUGCCGGGCAGUGCAUUGAUCCUUACAUGACCAUCAGCGUCAAAGAUUUAAAUGGUGUCGACCUGAACCCAGUGCAGGAUACCCCCGUGGCCACCAGAAAGGAAGACACAUACAUUCACUUCAGUGUGGAUGUGGAGAUCCAGAGACACGUGGAGAAAUUACCAAAAGGAGCAGCUAUCUUCUUUGAAUUCAAGCACUACAAACCCAAAAAGAGGUUCACCAGCACAAAAUGUUUUGCCUUCAUGGAGAUGGACGAGAUCAAACCCGGGCCGAUUGUAAUUGAGCUGUACAAGAAGCCCACAGACUUUAAGAGGAAGAAACUGCAGCUUCUCACAAAGAAACCACUUUAUCUCCAUCUCCAUCAGACGUUACACAAAGACAGCUAAGUCGGACCACGCCUUGAACCGCCUCUCUCACGUCCGCGUCCAGCAAAACGUGGUGUUCCCCCUCAUCACAUCUAGCAAUACUAAAAACAAAGCUGUUUUUUGUUUGUUUUUUUUUCCAUGAGUAUUUGAAGAAAGGAAAGUGAACUGAGCCAGAUUCCUGUCGCAUCAGCUCACACUCAGAUUUUGAAGUUUUUGAUUUUGCUCUGACGUGCAGGAAAUGCCACAUUUCCAUAAAAAUCCAGCAGUAGCAUGUUCAAACCACCUCACCUUCAGUCUUCCUUAGCUCACUGAUCUUUGGGAAAAUGGGGACACGCCGUGAGCAUCUGCAGGUGCCUAACUCGAGCUGAAGUGUUCAGAGUUCAGUUUAGACUUUUAAGUAAAAUUCAGCAGAACAAGGAAGAUAUUGGGUAAAUUUAAAGGCAAAAUGGCGACAGCUUGUCUGCUCCAUUGAGCUGCAAAAAGUGCUUUCUUUAAUUCUGAUAGUCCAGGAUGGUCUGUGGAGUCCGGGGUGCAUUAAAAUGAUAAACUUUUAUCUUUUUUUUUUAAGUUAUAAACAGGUUAUAAUCCUGCAUCUAAAAACAGGUAUAACAGGUAACGAUGACGAUGAUUCCUGAUGUUUCCUCAAUUUGUCUUAAAACUAGUGAAUUAACAGCAGAAAUUUAACGAGGAAUUAACCUGAAAAAGAAUCUGUUUACUGCCUGCAGCAGACUCUGUCUCACUGUUUUAUUUCCAGCUUUAACAUUUACAGUUACUAAUUUUUAGCAGCUUUAAUUUUAAAGACGAAUCUCAUUCUUAUUUAAGUGUAGUUUGACGUUUUGGGAAAUUCCUUUAUAUGCUUUCUUGCAGAGAUUCAGAUGCAACUUUUAUCCCUGUAAAAUAAAUCUGAAGCUACCACCAGCUCACUAAGUAACAUGUUGUAAGUUUGCCCCGCUUCACCCACAAGGGAAAAAAAGAAAAAAGUCAAACUAUAUUUCUUUAAAUAUACACUCACUGGGCACUUUAUUAGAUACAGCUUGGUAGUACUGGGUUGGAUCCCUGUUUGCUUCAGACCUGUCUUAAUU